AUGACUGGCCUACUUUCUUCCACUGCUCUGUUCUUCAACCACCAUCGCACGGACCAGCAAAAGUCGGUCCCCUCGGUCACGGUAAACGGCUUAUCGCGGGCGAGUCUGCGGGCGAGUCCAGCAGCGGGCACCGCGGGCAAAGGGACGGGUGCUCGCGCCGUCACCGUCUCUGCGAAGCAACUGCGAAGUGAGUGCAAGGGAGCGUUCCUCACGGAAUACGACGCGUUUAUUGGUGUACUGAAUUCCCCGAAACAUUCCUUGACAGCCCUUCACACCUCGUGGAAAUACCGAUUGAUGGCUCUCACCUUACGCCAACGGGAGCUCGAACACGUCGAGUCGUCUGGAUCGACGAUCUGCUGGGCAGGCAGGUAAGUUGCUUUUCAAGAACCUGCAUUAUAUGCGAUCACUCGAGACGAGGAGACUGACGAUCACGUUCAUCUAUCAGGAUAUCCGAUCUACCGCACCUCCGCAGCGCCCGCGUCGAGGCCGAGUUUGUCGUGCGCCAGCUCCUAUUAGCGAUCGCCGAGCUCGCCGGAUCCGCCAAGGUCUACCCCUCCGCAUUAUCCGAGUUGCCUUACCCUAUACCCCAACCUCCCAAGGAAUCCAACUACGAUGCCAUCGCCGAGCGACCACCUCAAGUCUCCGCCCAGGAGCAUGGCAACGUUGCUCCCGCUUACGAUCUCGCCGUCAUCGAGCAAGAUCUUCUCCUUGCCUUCACGCCACUGCAAGAUGACCGCUCUGCCGACGAGCACACCAAGACCGUUUAUACCACUUCUUACGAAGCAUAUUAG
Molecule: messenger RNA, 791 nt
Organism: Microbotryum saponariae
Lineage: Eukaryota; Fungi; Basidiomycota; Microbotryomycetes; Microbotryales; Microbotryaceae
Source: the annotation of a GenBank genome assembly